UCACUUGUUUUUGUACAUAUUCAAUAAAAUAAGAGCUUUUUAGUAGAUAAGCCAUUUGUAGUGUUAAUAUUUGUGUUUCUUCUUCAAUUAAAAUCAAUUACCGUAUCUUAUCGCUCGCCUCGUCACUCAAAUAAAUCAACGAACCACGCAUUUAUCUUUUUAUUAUGUCACUUGCUGCCACCGGCUUUGCAUCACGAAUCAUGCCUCUGAAAUUCUGUGCAAAUCUCGCGUUUCAAUUCAACGAAGCGGAAUCCGUUCUCGAGCGUUUUCGUCUUGCCAAGGCGGCGGGAUUUAAAGCCGUUGAAAUGGUCUUUCCGGCGAACGUGAAUUUGGAGGAACUUGUCGCUGUGAAAAAAGAAACCGGGCUCGAUGUGAUUUUGAUGAAUAUUGACUGCAGUAAUGGAGGAACGUUUGGAUGUGCUUCGUUCGUGAAUUCGUGUGAGGAUUUUAAGAAGAAUUUGUUGAAUACGAUUCGAGUUGCUAAAGCUGUGGAUUGUAAAAAAAUUCAUAUCAUGGGAGGAAAACACACAGAAACGCCGGAUGAGAAAAAUGAUGCUUUUUAUUUGGCGAAUCUUCGAGUUGCUGCGCAGUUAUUGAAUGAAGCUAACCUUAUUGGAGUUAUUGAGCCUAUUAAUAAAUAUUCUCUGCCUGGAUAUUAUCUGAAUUGCUAUGAAAAAGCAAUAAAGAUCAUCAAAGCUGUCAAUCAACACAAUUUACGUCUCAUGGUCGAUUUAUUUCACAUGCAGCACAUCCGAGGAGACAUCACGAAUGGUCUUAAAGAAUUCGCUCCAUAUAUCGGACAUGUUCAGAUCGCUCAGUGCCCUCAUCGACACGAACCAGAUACCGAUGGAGAGGUUAAUUGGAAAUACGUGUUGAAAACACUUGAAGAACAUUACAACGACUACGUUGGUUGCGAAUAUCGACCAUUAGCUGGAACUGCCGAAGGACUAAAAUGGAUCAAAGAUUUCGGUUAUGAGCUGUGAAAAGCUCUUUUUUGAAUUUAUUGUGUGAAUUAAUCAACUUUUCGUACUACUUUAAAGUAUUUUUGAGAUUCUACUGAAUAAAAACGAAUAUUUUUAUCGUUUUUAA
Molecule: messenger RNA, 1089 nt
Organism: Culicoides brevitarsis
Lineage: Eukaryota; Metazoa; Arthropoda; Insecta; Diptera; Ceratopogonidae
Gene: Gip
Product: putative hydroxypyruvate isomerase
Exons: 3
Coding region: 165-983 (272 amino acids)
Source: RefSeq, a predicted model, not a curated record